Capsicum annuum is the source of this 1144-nucleotide messenger RNA. RefSeq lists its product as uncharacterized. The transcript is spliced from 6 exons. Gene Ontology annotation, molecular function: protein-folding chaperone binding; Hsp90 protein binding. Gene Ontology annotation, biological process: chaperone-mediated protein complex assembly; protein folding. Gene Ontology annotation, cellular component: nucleus; cytosol. The record is from RefSeq and is a predicted model, not a curated record. The coding region runs from base 154 to 783 and encodes 209 amino acids. Lineage: Eukaryota; Viridiplantae; Streptophyta; Magnoliopsida; Solanales; Solanaceae.
AUUGGAACACUUUGGAUAGUCUCAGGUAACAUCAUAAAACUACUAUUUAUAGGGUUCUGUAUUUGCUGCUGUGCCGAUUAGGGUUUUUCAGUAUCUCUCUUCCCUUCCUUUUAUCGCUUUUCCUCUCAGUCGACACCAAACAAAAUUUCAGAUAUGAGUCUCCAUCCAGAAGUCAAGUGGGCACAAAGGCCCGAUGUGGUGUAUCUCACUGUGAUGUUGCCAGAUGCUAAAGAUCCAAAAGUAAACUUGGAUCCAGAAGGAAUUUUUAAUUUCUCUGCUACUGCUGGGGCGGGAGACCGUCCCUAUGAGUUGAAACUUGAGCUCCAGGAUAAAGUUAAUGUCGAGGAGAGCAAAAUUAGUAUUGGCGUUAGAAGUAUAGUCUGCGUUCUGCAAAAAGCAGAGCCGAAAUGGUGGACUAAAUUAUUGCGCGGAGCCGGGAAAGCACCACACUAUGUGAAAGUAGAUUGGGACAAGUGGGUGGAUGAAGACGAUGAACCUGAUGCUGGUCCCGGAGAUAUGGAUCUGAAUUCAAUGGAUUUCUCAAAAUUCGGUGAUAUGGGUGGAAUGAUGGGUGGAAUGGGAGGUGAUAUGGCUGGAAUGAUGGGUGGCAUGGGAGGCAUGGGUGGCAUGAUGGGCGGAAUGGGAGGUGAUAUGGGGGAUGACCUUGAUGACAGCGAUGAUGAAGAGCAAGAUGUGACCAAGCCUUCAGCUAAAGCUGCUGAGACGGUAGAUGGGAAGCCAAAAAUUGAAGAAGUCACCAAGGCAGGAGGUGAGACUGCAUAGGGAAGAAGUGGAAGCUCAGCCAGGCUCUUGAGUGCAUAAGUAGUAGACGUUGCUGAAGAGAUCCACUGGCUUGCAUUCUAGAGUGGCAUGGUUAUAAGUUGUCCCUUUCAGUUCAUUAAAGUAAAGAAGCUUAUCGCUCAUGGGAGUUCUUCGUGAGGGGCAUUAUUAACAUUUUCAUCCACCUGAGCUGGAUAACAUACCUCAACUCUUCUAAUUUGUGGGCUUCUGUACUAUUGUUUUAGUUUGACUGAUAAUGAUGUUUGAAUGACUUGGAUCAAAUAUCUGUAUCUUCCUGGCCUGCCAUAUCUGUUUUAGAUGCUUCUGCUUAAACUAGCUCAACAUGAAUGAUCUCCGUCUCCAA